Molecule: messenger RNA, 624 nt
Organism: Striga asiatica
Lineage: Eukaryota; Viridiplantae; Streptophyta; Magnoliopsida; Lamiales; Orobanchaceae
Source: the annotation of a GenBank genome assembly
AUGAUCAAUUAUGGCCAGCCUUACCUUCUUACCAUUAGCCCGACCUUUUGCCAAACCUUUCCGAAACUCACCUAUGAUUUCUUGGUUGGAAUUGACAGGGAAGGGCAAGUGGACAACAAUGACAGAGCCCCCGGCACGGGUAACAUAAGCCUCGAUGGACUUCUUGACGGCCUGGAAAGCGCAGUGGAGCAUGACAACAGCAUCGCCCUUCUGGAAGCGGCCCUCGGCAAAGGCCCAACCAACAUGCUGAAGAACAAUGGCGGCGGCUGUGGUGGCGUUGUCCACUAUGGAAACCUCGUCAACGUGGUCGGCAUUAAUGAGAUCCUUGAUGACGGUGCGGGAAUGGAGGAUUUGGCGCUGGAGGUGAUUCACGAAGAAAUCGUCGGGCUGGCGGAGGAAGCGGAGCUGCCACCUCUUCUGGGCGGCGAUGAUGGAGGCAGGGCAGCUUCCGAAGCUGCCGUUGUUGAUUCGGGCGACGCCGGGCUGGUGGUGGGCGAACUCCUCCCGAAUUUCGGAAUCGGUUAUGAAGGAGGGUUUGAGCUUCUUGGAGACGUGGUUGUUGUCGCCGUUGGUGGUGGCGCGAGGGUCCUCGAGGCCGGCCAUAGGAUCCAUGGAGGAGGAUGA